Ornithodoros turicata is the source of this 1011-nucleotide messenger RNA. RefSeq lists its product as uncharacterized. The record is from RefSeq and is a predicted model, not a curated record. NCBI's taxonomy places the organism in Eukaryota, Metazoa, Arthropoda, Arachnida, Ixodida, Argasidae. The coding region runs from base 259 to 816 and encodes 185 amino acids. The transcript is spliced from 3 exons.
GCACCGAAACCAAAAGCAUCUCGGCUUUCCACUCGAUCUCCGCAACGGCGACGCGACCCCGCCAGCAGCCUCCAGCCGGGGUGGCAGGCAGCACGUCGGGGACGUAUAGACGGUGUCCCGUGGCCCCAGCUGUUUGAGCCCUUCAAUGCCCCAGCUACAUUGUCGUCGCCCCCACGGGACGACAGACCUCGCCGUGGUCCUGGCACCGUAGAAGGCAGUGCGUAUAGCUGGGAUCCCGGGGUGUUGCUGUCUGCCAGGAUGUUUUUACGCUGGGUGCUGUUGUCAACUCUUUUCUUUCUCUUCGUGGGAGCAGCUCCAACGAACAAAGUCCUCGCAGAAGCCAAAGACGAAUUGCUGCUCGCCGAAAGUUUACAGGCACACAAGGACGAAGAUCUGCAGAGCGCUUCCGAAAGCCCAGAAGCUGCCAAGGAUGCGAGUCAGAGUGCGGCGCCGGGCAAUGCAACUUCAUCGGUCACCGAUGAUGUUCCGCACGACGCCCAGGCUACCACACCGUCGAACGGUGGUAAAUCCAGCCAAGAGGAUGAUAACAGUACCAGUACAUAUCACCUCCUGCACCAGUUCAUGGACUAUAACGCUACCAGCUCAACAGAUGAAAGUGGCUACAAACUAGGGUACAGCGUGGACGAUGGAAAGUUGAAAAGGUUUAGGUACGAAGAGAGAACACCGGAAGGCGCCAUUGUUGGCGAGUUUGGGUACCACAAGAACGGUGUCAUCAGGGGUGUCAGGUACGCUGCUGAGCCUGGUGUUCAUCCUAAAGUCGUUUACGAGGCCCUCGUGAAAUUUUUCUCUCUCUGACAUUAUUUGUUGGCCACGAAUGUACCGAUCAAGGGGAGGACACCAUGUGAAUGUUUCAGACACCUUAGUGAAAACACGCUGCAUCUGCAGUACACGACUGCACCUGCAGUGUACCAGGACAUAUAUCUCCGAUCAACAAUAGUUCUGACGUGAUUCACUUUCAGAAGGUCCAAUAAAGUGGCUGCUGUUUUUUUA